Messenger RNA from Dictyostelium purpureum, 330 nucleotides. RefSeq lists its product as uncharacterized. Lineage: Eukaryota; Evosea; Eumycetozoa; Dictyosteliales; Dictyosteliaceae. The coding region runs from base 1 to 330 and encodes 109 amino acids. The record is from RefSeq and is a predicted model, not a curated record. The transcript has 2 exons.
AUGGUUGGUCGAAAUCAAUAUAAAAAGUACUCUUCCAGCGUCUCUCCCCGUCAAUUAUUAAACUAUUUAAUAUAUAAUCUUCCAUAUUAUAAGUACUUGAAGAUUAUUACAUAUACAAUCUAUAAAAAUGGUAACAAUCAAUCAUUAUCUAACUACAGAGGUAUAACUAUUUUAAGUAACUUUUAUAAAUUAUACGCUUCAAUGUUCACUAAACUAAUACAAAAUUAUACCGAACUAAAUUGUCCUUUUUCAGAAUCCCAAUAUGGAUUUAGACCUGGACGUUCAACAAUAUCACCAAUAUCAGUACUGAACAACAUCUUUCAAAAAUAA